Molecule: messenger RNA, 2080 nt
Organism: Syzygium oleosum
Lineage: Eukaryota; Viridiplantae; Streptophyta; Magnoliopsida; Myrtales; Myrtaceae
Product: BTB/POZ domain and ankyrin repeat-containing protein NPR1-like
Exons: 4
Coding region: 230-2008 (592 amino acids)
Biological process (GO): regulation of jasmonic acid mediated signaling pathway; regulation of salicylic acid mediated signaling pathway; defense response to bacterium
Cellular component (GO): cytoplasm; nucleus
Molecular function (GO): protein binding
Source: RefSeq, a predicted model, not a curated record
CCCCCACCGCCCUGUUGACUCUCCUUCUCUCUCUCUCUCCCCGGAAACAAUGGCGUCUUAGCUCCCUCCUUCUCUCUCUACAGUCCAGCAACUCUCUCUCUCUCUCUCCUCGCGUGAGGGGCUCUCGAGUGUCGACUCCCACUUGGGUUCUUCUUGGGAACGCUUCAUCGUCCUCGCGUUCGAAGCGCUUUGGCUCCGUUGCGGCGUUUGCUGGGGGGGUGGCGGCAUCAUGAUGGUGGACUCUGGGCGGGCUACGUUCUCCGGUUCGAACGAAACCAGCUACAGCAGCGGCGUGUGCUCCGCGCCGACCGGCACGGAGACUCCCUCUUCGUACGCGACGCCGCCGGAGACGGAAGCCCUGAGGAGGCUCUCCGACAGCCUCGAGUCGAUCUUCGAGCGCCCGCGCGCCGGCGCCGGCUCGUCCUUCUCCGACGCCGCGAUCGUCGCCGGGGACGGCCGCGAGGUCCCCGUCCACCGGUGCAUCCUCACCGCGCGGAGCCCGUUCUUCGGGGCCGCGUUCGCGGGGAGCGAGAGCGGGGCGAGGCUCGAAUUGGAGGAGCUAGUCGGGGAUUUCGGGGUCGGGACCGAGGCGCUGCUGGUGGUGUUGGGGUAUUUGUACAGCGGGAAGGUGAAGGCGCUCCCGAGAGGGGUUUGCGACUGCGUGGACGACGAGUGCUCGCACGUGGCUUGUAGGCCGGCCUUGGAGUUUCUGGUGCAGGUGCUCUAUGCUUCGUUCAGGUUUCAGAUUCCUGAAUUGGUGGCUCUGUAUCAGAGGCACCUACUUGACAUUCUCGACAAGGUUGCCCCAGAUGACAUUUUGCGUGUGCUAUCGGUUGCAAAUAUAUGUGGUGAUGAAUGUCACGGAUUGCUGGCACAGUGUGUAGAAUAUGUCGUGAGAUCUGAUCUCGAUACUAUAACCCUAGAGAAAGGCUUGCCUCUCUCUAUCAUUCAACAAAUCAUCGAUUCCCGUUUGGAACUUGGCCUGAACAAUCCUGAAUGUGUAAACUUCCCUGACAAGCAUGCGAAGAGAAUUCAUCGGGCCUUGGACUCGGAUGAUGUUGACUUAGUCAGAUUGCUGCUGAAGGAGGGCCAUACCACUCUGGAUUAUGCAUAUGCACUUCACUAUGUUGUAGCAUACUGUGACGCGAAGACCACGACCGACCUUCUUGAUCUUGGAAUUGCCGAUGUGAAUCGUAGAAAUGCAAGAGGCUUCACUGUUUUGCAUGUUGCUGCGAUGAGGAAAGAGCCAAAGGUUAUAGUGUCUCUCCUAAUGAAGGGAGCACAGCCUUCUGAUCUCACUCCGGAUGGUAGAAAAGCUCUUCAACUAUGUAAGAGGCGCACAAAAGCUGCAGACUACAUGAAGUCUACCGAGGAAGGAAAGCCUUCACCAAAGGAUAAAUUAUGUGUCGAGAUAUUGGAGCAAGCCGAACAAAGAGAACCAUUAUUUGGAGAAGCAUCCUUUUCUCUUGCUAUGGCAGGUGAUGAUCUGCGAAUGAGAUUGUUGUAUCUUGAAAAUAGAGUUGCGCUAGCAAGAUUCCUGUUUCCUACGGAAGCGAAAGUUGCGAUGGCUAUUGCUCAAGUGGACGGCACUUGUGAGGUCCCAUUAGUUAGCAGGAGUUGUAAGGACUUGGCUGGUUCGCCAGGGACGCAUGUGGACUUAAAUGAGGCAUCUUUUGGUGUUCAAGAGCAGCAUCACAAAAGGAUGAGAGCCCUCACCCGAACGGUGGAACUCGGCAAACACUUUUUCCCUAGAUGCUCGAAUGUCCUUGAUAAGAUUAUGGAUGCCGACGACGAUUGUACUCGGCUAGCAUGCCUUGACAAUGGCACUCCGGAAGAACGACUUCUAAAGAGGAGAAGGUUCAAAGAACUUCAAGAAGAUUUUAGCAAGGCUUUCAGCGAGGAUAAGGAGGAGUUCGAGAAAUCGAAGGUUUCUUCCUUUUCGUCAUCUUCAUCUUUAGGAGCAACGAGGCCUAAGGGAAAGCUCCACAUCAACUACAGAUCAUUGUAAGAUUUCAGAAAUGUGCAUACUGUUGUAUCAUAACCUUCUUUGUUUCUCUUGGUUUGCAUCUACUGUUUUAUC